AUGGGUCGACGUAAGACAAAGCUAGCUUUGGAGCUGAUUCAGGACGACAAAGCUCGCAAGAUUACUUUUCGAAAGAGAAAGAAUGGAUUGUUUAAGAAGGCUUUUGAGUUAACGACCCUUUGUGAUGUGAAGGUGUGUACAAUCGUUUAUGAGAAGAAAUCCGAGGGCAAACUGGCCCCUCCUCAAACCUUCCCUGCGAAAUUUGAAGAGGUGAAGGAAAUCAUUGACAAGUACAAGUCCAAUUCAUCAAAGAUCAAGAAAGUUCAGAACUUGGCUGACUUUUAUGCCACCCAAACAAUGCAAGUUAAGAAAGAGAUUGUGAAACUACGCACCAAAAGUUACGAAGAGAAGUAUCCUACAUGGGACAAUCGUCUUAAUGAGUAUUCACUGGAACAAAUGCAUGAGCUUUUAAACAAUUUAGAGGCCAAAAUUCAAGCUGCCCACAAGAUACACAACAUGAUGAUGAUCGAUUCAAAGAAACCUGCAAUACAAGAUUAUAUACCCCCAAUGGACAUGGUUCAAAGCAACCUAGACCCUCCAUUUCUUUCAAUGGUUGAUGAUCAGAACCCUAGUAAUUAUGGUUCAAUGGGGAUGAGCGAAAAUGGCUGGGAUCAAUCUGCAAGUGCAAGCACUUCAUGGGCCAAUAACAACAUUCAGUAUGCUCCAUCAAAUGUUUCGGAUUAUAAGGGCACGACAUCUAUCUGGGAUUAUGACCUGUUUGGAAUUGAUGCAGUUCCUCUGCAAUAUGGAAAUAUGGAGGAGAAGCCGACAUUCUAUAAUAAUAAUCCCAUGCAACCACCAUAUACGUACGACCCGAUAUUGUCCAGUGCUGCUACUACAUCUCAAGUUGAACAACAACUAAGCGUUGAACAUCCUCUGGACGUGCCUCCGAUAAAUGUUGCAUAUGAUGAACCGCUUUCUCUAUCCUUGCAACCAAGUUAUACCGAUUGUCCAGUCUCGGCAGCUUCUUUUUCAUUUGAAUAUCAACAGUUUGCUACUUCAUCUCAAACUGAAUCUGAAUCUCAAACUUAUGUAGAUGAUCAAGUGCGCAUGUUGUACGACAGCAUGUUCCAAUUCAAACAGAACAACGUAUCCACGUAUAAAUAG
Prunus armeniaca (apricot) is the source of this 1107-nucleotide messenger RNA. The record is from the annotation of a GenBank genome assembly. Lineage: Eukaryota; Viridiplantae; Streptophyta; Magnoliopsida; Rosales; Rosaceae.